CGGGUUAAAGUUAGCAGUAAAUCGCAGCUGACUGUGACAAAAUGGUAGGGCAUUCUCGGUUAACGAGAGGUGAUCAAAUUGUAUAUAUUGCCGCGUAAGGAACAAUGAACGUUGAUAGCCAUGGUCAAGUACAACAGCCGGCAUUAAAAAGCUCGAAAUCUGUAAAUAUAAUAGAUGAUAGCUUGAUCGGCAGUAAGAAAAUAAAACGAGAAAGACCUGACGUUUACAGUGACAAUGGGGGGCAGCCGCCGAUCGGUGACAGUAGUGGCUCUCAACAGAACAGAAUAUUCAGCUACAACAAUACAUCGUCCUCGUGCGUUAACAAUGGUCCUCAUCAAGCCGGUGAACUCGUCAAAGAUAUUCUCGCCGGGAAAAUGACAAACAUCGCCCCCAGUCCCGUCGAUAAACAUGAUAAAAUUAAACAAAUGCUAGAAGAUGCCAUCAGUGACGACUCGAAAUGUAGAGUACAAGGAAUUUACUUACAAGUAGAACAAUUGCGGAUAGAAGAAAAGCUCCUGUUGUACUUGAAACUACCGGCUUCGUUGACCAAAUCCGGUGAGAACGUGGAUCCUUUGAGACAGCCUUUAAAUCCUCUAGGAAACCGCUAUGAAAUUCACCAGACCAUAAUGUGGAUAAAAACUCAUCUUGAAGAAGAUCCAGACGUCUCUUUACCUAAGCAAGAAGUUUACGACGAGUACAACAUGUUCUGCAUAAAGAAUUCUAUGAAGCCUCUGUCCACUGCUGACUUUGGAAAAGUGAUGAAACAAGUUUACCCCCGAGUUAGGCCGCGGCGCCUCGGAACACGCGGUAACUCUCGCUACUGUUACGCAGGAAUGAGGAAGAAGAUUAAACUGGAUCCGCCGAUGCUGCCUCCUAUAACCGGAGAACAACCGAUGGACGAGGAAGAUGAGAUCACUGAAGAGAUGCUCGGUGCUGCUUCAACGCUGAUAAGGGAAUGGGCGGAAAGUUUACUUGGCUUGAAGUUCCCUUCGCUCAGUGCUUUAGCUCGGCAUUUGGUGAACAAUCUUUGCGUAGACACACGGUCACUGGCCGCGGUAUGCAUUUUGUGCGCUGCCUCAGAUCCCCAGACUGUAGGUAACAAAGAAGCUCCGUCACCAUCACCAACAAUACUGAGCAGUGAAAAACCGGGAAAACUUAGGGAAGCCCAGUUGCAGCUACAACGCAAAUUGCAGCUCCGUGAGCAUAUAAGGGAGCAAAAACUUCGUAAUCAUGACGCAAUUACGCAGAAUCAGAACAAAGAGAAGACUGUAGAUAUUAAGGGAGGGGGGGGAAAGGGCAGCAAGAAGAAUAAAGCGAGCCAGUCAUUACAAGGUACAGGAGGAGGUCCGUUAGCGGUGCGAACCAUACCAACCAAGUGUAAUUUAUCUGUUGUAACGACGAGUCGGCACAAAAAGGUUCUUAAAUCAACUAGCAACAACUACGCGUGCAACAGCAUCUCCCUGCAAUCUAACUGUGAUAAUAUAGUGGUAAAAACGAGCGAAGUCGCGUCUCGUAACAACGAGACGAAGGCGGUUGUUACUAGUACAGCAAUAUCGUCUAAAGACCCUAAAAUAAGAAAUCCUCGGAAGCGUGCCAAUUUGAACGUAGGAUCUAUGAAAUCUGAAUCAGUUGUAGAAAAACAGCCAAAAUUAUUAAACUCACCGGAUAUCGUACAAACGGUGAAUAACAACCCGCUGCCAAGACUUGCGUCGAUUCAGAGGACUGGUGGUAGAAAAUCGGCAGUGUCUGCAAACAGCGUAAAAUUGACAAAAUUCAAAGUGAUACAGGCCACUUUUAAUCAGCCUGAGGAAAACUGUGAUAUCCAAUCUUCUAAUCGGUCUAACAAUUGCGCCAAGCUGAACGGUUGCCAGAAUGUCUCUGAUAUAACCGACGUCUCGACAAUAGCUAACAAACAGCCUCAGCAAUCGCAAGAGAGUUCCAAAACUACGAAUAAAACGAGCAAAACCUGCACCCUUGACUCCGACGCUCUGGACGACUAUUUAAACGGAGGAAAUAACUCUCAAGAGCAGGAAGAAGAGCUUUUACAGUAUUUUCAACAGAGCAGCUCCUCCAGCUCUGACACAGAAGUGAACAGCUUAUCGACAGAUGUCGAUCUUGUAUCAAGAUCUGACAAAGUAUCCCAGUUACGAUUAAUCCUCCAGCAAAAUUUGAAAGUAAACGCGACUGGACAUUCAACAGCGGAAGAUCCCAUCACCGUUCUUAGUCCAGGAAUAAACUUGGCAUUGGAAAAGGCUGGCAUCGCGUCCAAACCCAACGCAAUAUUGUCUUCGCUCCUCAACUAUCCGAGCCAAUCAGGUACCAGGCGUCGAGUAAGUUUUGAAACGAACGUGGUGGAGCACUUCCAAGAUCAUAGCAGUCAGGUUUCGACGGUCCCUCAAAGUCCAAACACGCGCCGCAGGAUAUUCAACUUCACCCCAAUUUCCCCUGGUCCUUUAUCCCCGAUCAACGGACGUGCUUCCAAGCCCAACUCCGCCAAUGGAAGUCCCUUUGUCUCUCCUAGAAACACACCCGUUCCUCGUUCACGGAGUAACGUUCAAUCGAAUGUCUGCAGAUCCCGUACCUCCCAGAAACCGUUCUCUAGGUCGAUGUCUUGCAGCACGCCUUACACGAACAGAAACGACAUAUUUGUCGUGCCUACAGAAAUAACCAGGCCCAUAUCAGCUUCUCAGUCACCUCCGAGCGGCGGUAAAUUGAACGACCUGCAAACGCCUGCCAACGCUACAAGCGUCCUUGCCAAAGUGGACGAGCCGCAGAGACCAGCGUCUUCUAGCAUUUUGCCGACCGAUUUUACGUCUCAAAAACAAUUGCUGAUCAAUUAUCCGAGCCAGGAGAACCUGCAAGAAAUAAAGAAUUCGUAUCAGAAAACCACCAAGGCACCCGACCAAGAGAUAAGCGAGCUCUUUCACGACGAAAAGAACUUCACGACGGAGCAAUUGUUUUACAGGUCGCAAUCCGUUCCUCUGAGAAGGAUGGUUAAUCCCACGCUAAUGUCUCCGUUAUCAUCGCAACACUAUCCGAUAUGUUUUCAAAGUCAUAGUUUCAAUCCUUCCACGAGUAGCUCUGUGGCUCCCACUCCUGUUCCCAGUGAAUUCAACGACUUCGGCCCUAUCGGCCAUAUAGAUGGCGGUAGCUUUUUGCUUAAUGAUGCAGACGGAAACAUCAUGCCGAAUGACGACAACUUUAUAAUAGGCGACAAGGAGAUAAGCACUGAAAAUUUGACAAACAUUUUCAACAUUUUGGAUAGCCAGAGCUCUCAGAGCUUAGAAAUUUUGCCAGAGCAUAAUACCAGUGACGAGCCAAUAGUGUCGAAUAGCCUAAUUUUGAAUAGUUUACCAAGUACACAUUUAAAUCUCAAUGUCGGGGAUAUAUUGGAACCGGAGACAGCUUUGGACUCCCCGGAGUCUUCCACUUUGCAGCGAAUGAUGCAAUCUCGAUCUUAUCCUAACACUCCAUUGCCUAUGGCUCUGUCGUACGCUUCUCCUUACGCUGACGAUGUUACCAGUGGAUCAAAAUCGUACCCUACAACACCGUUGCAUCCAAUCGAAUUAAAGGAAGUAUACACAGAGUCAAGCGAACCAAUGCUUUCCAGUCUAAAUCUAAAUUCGUUGCAGCUUCAUGGCGAGACGGUGAAUUCUGAUUCUUCAUCAAAUAACGUUUGUCGCAACGUCACAGACCUGUUGGAAAGUAGCUUUCUUGCUGAUAACGAAGGUGAAACUGACAGCCUAGAUCCGUUGGGUAAUUUUGACGGACUGCAAGACGUCGACUCGCUAGCACCGCUCUUCAACGAUGUAUCGGAGACAAACCACUGAAGCGAAUAAAUCCUCAAGUGUUAUUUGAAUAUUAAGUAUAUUUCUUAAUAUUUGCGAUAUGCGUGCGUAUAUUUACAUAAAAAUAGGUGCAAAGAUCUCACGAGUAUAAUGGAAGUACGGAGAUACCGUCAACUCGAAAUAUCAACUAGCAAAUUCAACCAUCGCAUACACACAUAAGCUAGAAUAUAAAAUAUUGGUUCGUUUUUGGAACAUUCCAAGUUCACAAGUAGCAAUAGAAUAGCAUGAUUUAUAAGAUAUUGGACGGAAUCAAUUAUUUGUACAUACAACUAUUAAUUAUAUUCAGUUUACACAGUUCAAGGCUAGAUAAAUAUUUACCUUUAUUUUUUAUUCGCACUUCUGGAAGUGAAAUAAAAUGUUCAGAAAUUUUAGAGCCUGCAGGAUGUUUAGAAAAAGUAAUAUACAUACAUGUUUUA
This is a messenger RNA of Neodiprion virginianus, 4264 nucleotides long. RefSeq lists its product as uncharacterized. Gene Ontology annotation, molecular function: DNA-binding transcription factor activity, RNA polymerase II-specific; RNA polymerase II cis-regulatory region sequence-specific DNA binding. The transcript is spliced from 6 exons. The coding region runs from base 105 to 3830 and encodes 1241 amino acids. The record is from RefSeq and is a predicted model, not a curated record. NCBI's taxonomy places the organism in Eukaryota, Metazoa, Arthropoda, Insecta, Hymenoptera, Diprionidae. Gene Ontology annotation, biological process: regulation of transcription by RNA polymerase II.